This is a messenger RNA of Chionomys nivalis (European snow vole), 3773 nucleotides long. RefSeq names its product alkB homolog 1, histone H2A dioxygenase (gene Alkbh1). Gene Ontology annotation, biological process: oxidative RNA demethylation. The coding region runs from base 13 to 1200 and encodes 395 amino acids. Gene Ontology annotation, cellular component: cytoplasm; nucleus. Gene Ontology annotation, molecular function: broad specificity oxidative DNA demethylase activity; ferrous iron binding; oxidative RNA demethylase activity. The transcript is spliced from 6 exons. The record is from RefSeq and is a predicted model, not a curated record. NCBI's taxonomy places the organism in Eukaryota, Metazoa, Chordata, Mammalia, Rodentia, Cricetidae.
CUUCCGGCUCAGAUGGUUCGCAACCUCGAGAUGAAGAAGAUGGCGGCGGCAGUGGCUUCGUUAGCCACGGUGGCGACGGAUCCUGGAGAGGACGCCUUCCGGAAACUUUUCCGCUUCUACCGGCAGAGCCGGCGGGGGACGGCGGACCUGGGGGCGGUCAUCGACUUCUCGACUGCACACGUGGCCCGAGGCCCGAGCCCCGGCGUGCCCAAGGUGGUCAGAUUUCCUCUGAAUGUGUCCUCGGUGACUGAUCGUGAUGCCUGUAGGGCAGGACUUCAGCCUGUGAGCAAGUGGCAGGCUUAUGGGCUCGAAGGCUAUCCUGGAUUUAUUUUCAUCCCAAACCCAUUCCUCCCAGGAUGUCAGUGGCACUGGGUAAAGCAGUGCCUUAAGUUAUACUCCCAGAAACCUAACGUGUGUAACCUGGACAAGCACAUGACUAAAGAAGAGACCCAAAGUCUGUGGGAACAGAGCAAAGAGUUCCUAAGGUCUAAAGAGGUAAAUAAACGGAGACCCCGAAGUUUACUAGAGAGACUGCGCUGGGUCACCCUGGGGUAUCAUUAUGACUGGGACAGUAAGAAAUACUCAGCAGAUCACUAUACACCUUUCCCUUCUGACCUGGCUUUCCUCUCAGAACAAGUCGCCGCUGCCUGUGGAUUUCAGGGGUUCCAAGCAGAAGCAGGUAUCCUGAAUUACUACCGCCUUGACUCUACACUGGGAAUCCAUGUGGACAGAUCUGAACUAGAUCACUCCAAACCCUUGCUGUCCUUCAGCUUUGGACAGUCUGCCAUCUUUCUCCUGGGUGGUCUCAAGCGAGAUGAGGCCCCUACAGCCAUGUUUAUGCACAGUGGCGACAUCAUGGUGAUGUCAGGUUUCAGCCGCCUGUUAAAUCAUGCAGUCCCUCGAGUCCUUCCGCAUCCUGAUGGGGAAUGCCUGCCUCACUGCCUGGAGACACCUCUCCCAGCUGUCCUCCCUAGUGAUUCACUGCUUGAGCCCUGCUCUGUAGAGGACUGGCAGGUGUGUGCCACCUAUUUGAAAACUGCUCGAGUUAAUAUGACUGUUAGACAGGUACUGGCCACAAACCAGGACUUCCCCUUAGAACCCAUGGAGGAGACAAAAAGAGACAUUACUGCAGAUGGUUUGUGCCAUCUGGAUGAUCAGAGUAGCCCAGUAAAACGGGCGAGGCUAAAUUCUGACACUUAAGACUUAAAGGUUAGAUCUGUUGCCAUGCACUCUCGCCCCAAGGCAGUCCUCACACAGGGGCAGGGAAGAAGUCAUCCGUCAUGCCGCUGUCUGGAUGUGUCUUGGAGAGUAGAAUAAUUACAGUUUUCUCAGAGAAGUGUUUGAAUCCAGCUCAAUACAAGCAGGAAUGUGUUUGUCAUACCUCAAUAGGUAUGAUAAUGAUCCACAUGGAUUUCUCAGCCUCUGCUGUUAUCUCAGGAGAAAGAAGUGAGAUCGUAUGUCUAUGGUGUGUCACUACCUCAGAGCUUAUUAAGAGGAAAUAGUAUCUUCCUCUCAGCAUUAUAUAAUUUGUGAACCAGCAACCAGAAUUCCUAACUCCUAGUUGUCAUCAAAUACUUUGAGAUCUUCACUCUUCUCUGCCCUCAGAGAGGGAUCUUAUGCACAUGAAGACAGUGGAAUUAGAGUGUCCCUCGGGAGCUGGUGUUGUCUCUUGGUUGGUAGAGCUCAUGUCUACCAUGCAUGUGUCCUGGGUUCACUACCCUGUACCACAUGAAUCCGGUGUGGUGUGGCCUGCCCCGGCGCUCCAAGGGUGGAAGAUCUGAAGUUCAAAGGCAUCUUCAGCUACAUACAUAACAAAUUCAAAGGCCAGCCUGAGCUACAUGAUACACAGACACAAAGUGCCCCCCUCUCCCGAAGAAGUUAGAGAUAAAUACAUGUAAAACAAAGGAAAAGAGAAAGUAGUGUCUGUGUCUUUUAUAACUCCAAACUCUUUCUGGUGGCUUUUUAAUUGGCUUUAAUGGACUAAGAAAGUUUCUAGAGUAUUUUGUUAGCUGUUUUCUCCAUGAAUAAACACUCCCAUCUUAAACUAAAGAUCUGUAUCUCUUUGAGAGUGUAUCAGGGAUACACUUUUUCUUUAUUUGCUGUAUUGAUGCUGUUGAAGCCUCUUCAGCAGCUGGCUGUUUCUCUCCUAAGUAUUGUGGCUGUCAUAACAGAACAUUCUGUGAAAGUCCAGUCACUGCCAUAGUUUUUGAUGUCAGAUUUAAUGUCAUGGGGUGGGGGUAAUAAGGGAGUUAGGUGCUCCUGUCUAUAAACUGGGUAUGCCUAUUAGUGUAGGAGACUGGGACUGUCUGGAAGCCAUGCCACGGCCUGUGAUUUGCUUAAUCUCUACCUUUCUCUGCCCUCUAUUUAUCUGCACUUGGUUAUUGAAUUCAUAGAUACUGCAUUUUUUGUCAGGGGCAAAAAUUAAUACAAAUCACUUACAUAAGCUGGGUUCUAAAAAUUGGUGCAUGGUAGGAAAUUUUUAUGUAACUCAUCCCUGGGAAAAUUUCCUUGUUUUCUUUGAUGUUUCUUAAAUGUAACCCACCUGAAACCAACAAGCUGUCAUUUGGUAAAUCCAACAGAAAGUUUAUCCUUUACUAAGAGAGACUGUUAGAGUAUCAGAUAAAGGCAUUUGCCUAUUUUUAGGAGCAAGUGGAAAUAGGCUAGCCAAGGAAAGAGACCUGUCUCCGUCCCAAGCUCCUCUAGGGAGCUUGCAAGUUACAGGCCAUGCAGCCCAGCUCAGUUCAUUUCUGUCUGCAAGCCGCUGUAAAUGGCUGAGAGAUAUGGGGAGGGAAACAUAAGAACAUGCCGACACAUGAAUCUUGUAUGAAGCUCCUGCAUCAGAAUUAACUUCUUGAGGGGUAGCUGAAGAGAGGACCCAGAAGUUAAGAGCACUUGCUUUUGUGGAGGACCCAAGUUCAGUUCCAGGAGAUCCUGGGUUCUUAUAUCCUCUGGUCCCUAGGCCCACAUGUGACAUACACAGCAAAACGGGCAAACACGUUUUGUUGUUAAAGACUUUAAGAAUGAGUCUCUUAAGUUAAAUGAUUGUAUGAGAGUGCAAGGUUAGAAAAUUGCAGAACCUAAAGGAUAGGAUGGAUCUGCACCGUGACAGAGCAAGUCUAACCUAAGAAACUACAUCUGAAGAAAGGAACCCAGAAACAAGCCUGACACCAAGGAACAAGCCUUGGAUAUAUAUAAUUGAUGGUAUCAGUGCAUGGAUAGUAGAACUAGAGCAACUGGCACCCAUAAUGCUCUCUGCUGGUGAGGAUGUUUGCAUUAUGGGACAUAGUCCUAGACUAUCCUCUCUCAGAUACUGUUUAGGAAAUACAUGACUUCUAAAUGUUUUUUUCAGUGGUGUGUCCUUGGGCCCAAUAAAUUUUACUUCUGGGAACUGAGUCUACAGAAGUCAUCAGAGCCAUUCAGGAAGGCUUUUUUUUUUCUUCUCCAGGAAGGCUUUUGUACAAGAAUUUAUCAGAGUAAAGAUUUGAAACAAGCCACGUGUCCAGCAGCAGGAAGUGGCUGGUUCACAAUCACAGUUCCCUUCCUGGAACUACCAUCCUACUGACAUACAUCCAUAUACAGAAAACCAGUUGUCUUUUCAAGGACAGUAGGAAAAUGGGCAACUAUAUUUAAGAGAAAGUCUGAUUAACUAUACAGAGUAAUAUUUUUUAUAGAAUGUUACAUAUUAUUUAAAUUUUGUUUGGUGUUUUGCCUCUAUGUGUAUUCCUGAUGUACCUGUUUACGUAUUUAUUUACAUUGAAAAUCUUAAAAUUCAU